Molecule: messenger RNA, 653 nt
Organism: Aureobasidium musti
Lineage: Eukaryota; Fungi; Ascomycota; Dothideomycetes; Dothideales; Saccotheciaceae
Source: the annotation of a GenBank genome assembly
CGGCCAUGAGCAGCCUCGAGCACGGCCAUGCGAAGCCUGCAGACCGCGCUCCUUCCACUUUCUCCCGCAUCCUCGGUAGAGCACCUUCCUUGGCCAAUCACAUCCAGCCUGAAGUUGUAGUUACUUGUCGCAGCAUACCGACUCUCCGCUCAACCUCACACAUACACAAUGGCCACUUCAUUCCGUCCCGCUCUGCUGUCGCGCCAGCUGCUGGCCCAGCGCACUCCUAUGGCUCUGCGCUCCUUCCACGCCUCGCCCACCCGCGCCAUUCUUCCCCCAUUGCCCCAGUCAACGAUGCCGCCACUGUCCCCGACGCAUCCUACGCCCACGGUAGCUACCACUGGAGCUUCGAGCGCCUCAUCUCUGUCGGCCUUAUCCCUCUGACCAUUGCUCCCUUCGCCGCUGGCUCGCUCAACCCCGUCAUGGACGGUCUCUUCAUCUCCACCAUCCUCAUCCACUCGCACAUCGGUUUCCAGUCAUGCAUCAUCGACUACUUCCCCAGCAAGCGUGUCCCCAAGACCCGCAAGUUCUCCAUGUGGGCCCUCAACGCCGCCACUAUCCUUGCCGGUAUUGGCUUCUACGAGUUUGAGACAAACGAUGUCGGUCUCACCGAGAUGGUCAAGAGAGUCUGGCAAGCAAAGAAGGCCGACGUC